AUGUCCCCCGCCGUCCAACUCAGUCCUCACAUGAGACCCCUCACGCAACGGUUACGUGGUUUGACCGUCGCAGUCCCCGAAGAGGAAAACAUCAAAUCUGAACCCGAGAGUGAUUCUGUACCGACCAGUCCAGCAUCCAAGGGAAUCUCCGAGGCGGAUUUGAUCGAUGGCGUGCACACCUACCCAGCUUGGGCCCAAAUCCCAGCCUGCGUGGAUGGACCCGAGUUGGAGCCCACGACGCCUACGAUGAGACAUUCUCCCUCUAUUUUGGGUAUGGCUUCCUCUCCGCCUUCGAGUCUAGCUCGGGCGCCCUUGUCGAGUGAGGCUCAGUCUCCUAUGCCUCCCUCUUCCCCACCGGGCAUGAUCUACUCAUCCCCACAGAGCAAGCUCUCUUCGCCCCCUGCGCACGAGGAAGAAGACUCUAAAUCAAACGUUAUCAAGCAAUCUGAAUCAGACACGGAAGAAGAAUCAUUCGAAGAGCGUCGUGCACGUCGACAAGCUGGCAAAUCGGGCCCGUACGAUGCAGGAUCUGUCCGCACCCGGGGUGGAUUCGGGUUCUCGUACGCUGCAGGAUUCCCGCCCCUAGCCCCACCCUUGGACCCCAUGCUCGCCCAGCUCGCCCAGCAAGCCGAGCGUUAUGGAAUGAAGCUUCAGCCCGAGGCGAGCCGAACGGAGCAGGAGGAGGAUGUCGCUCGCUACCAGAUGGGAUUUCGUGCUGGAUCAGGCAUGGGCCCGGCGUCUGGUCUCGGCGUUGGUAUGGGCCUUCAGCAACCGGGUAGCGGCAUGGGCCUUCAACAGCCGGGUAGUAGCAUGGGCCUUCAAUCGGCUGGUUCAGGCAUAGGCCUUCAGCCGUCCACUUCUAAUUGGGCGUCGUUUGAUCUCGGCGUUGGUCCGGUGCCCGAGUUUGCACCGCCUUUGCUCCCUCAGCUUCAGCCUCCUGUACUCCCACAGUCGCUCUCGCAUACACACUCACACUCACACUCACAACCGCUCUCGCUCUCGCAACCACAGCAAAACAUGUCUUAUAUCCCAGACACAUCAAGCCAAGAAUCGGUAGAUUAUACAAUCUAUGCCUCUCCAUCCCCUUAUCCAGACUUGGCCACUGCCGAUCCGGGACUUUAUCACAGUCUAAGCAAUUCGAAUUUGAGCCCCUCGAGGUUAACCAGUUCCAGUCUGAGCCCACCUGGCUUAACCGCCGCGAGCAGCGCCACGUCCGCGUCUAGUCCGUCGGACAGUAUUUACCUGUCCUCCCCACCACCAUCGUCCUUGUCUGCUCACACCAUGUCGAAUUUCGGGUCCCAAGAUCCUCGAGCCGGGUUCGCCUCCCACGAAGCCCGUCUGGGAUUCAACCCCCAAGACACCCUACCUCGCUCGGGAUACAUCUCCCCAGACUCGAUGCGCUCCACGUUCAGCUCGCAGGAUAGCCGGGCCUUCAAGACGCACGAUGCGAUUCCGGACAACAACGACGACUUGUUGCUGUUGACUAUGCUCCCGCCCAGUACGACGAGUGUAAUUUCCAACGCUGGCGGAUCGGGGACGCACAAGUGCCAGAGUUGCGGCAAGACGUUCCGACGUCCGAGCGGGUUGAAGGACCAUAUGAACAUUCAUUCGGGUGAAAAACCGUACUGCUGUCCUCUGGAAACAUGUCGCAAGGGCUUUGCCACGCGCUCCAAUAUGAUACGACACCACAACAAGACUCAUCCGACCCGCGCCAAGAUUGGAGGUGUGGCUGAUAUUGGGUCUGAGCUCGCCGAAGACCAGGUCUCCUCUCCGGCGAUGGAUCUUCCCGAGACUGAGGCCGGGGGCAAUUCGGGCCAAGGGAGGUUCAGAGUCGUCCCGCAGAGCACAAAGGAGUUGGGUGUGGGGCCUAUGCGUGGGACCAAGGAGAGGAGGGCGGUGAGAAAGGCAGGAGCGAUUAAUUAA
Messenger RNA from Rhizoctonia solani, 1923 nucleotides. RefSeq names its product C2H2 zinc finger. The transcript is spliced from 4 exons. Gene Ontology annotation, cellular component: nucleus. The record is from RefSeq and is a predicted model, not a curated record. Bases 1 to 1923 code for a protein of 640 amino acids. Gene Ontology annotation, biological process: regulation of transcription by RNA polymerase II. Gene Ontology annotation, molecular function: RNA polymerase II cis-regulatory region sequence-specific DNA binding; DNA-binding transcription factor activity, RNA polymerase II-specific. NCBI's taxonomy places the organism in Eukaryota, Fungi, Basidiomycota, Agaricomycetes, Cantharellales, Ceratobasidiaceae.